AUGGACCUUUUGGGUAUUGACGGAGGAAUCGGCUUCGAGCGCUCGGCCGGUCUUACCUCGAUGAAAGUGUCGGGGUCGGCCAAGUACUUGCAGUCGAAGGCAACAAGCAACCUGGAGGUGCGCAGCACCCUUCGCAUGACCGUCACCACCGUGCGGCGGACUUUGAAUGCAUUGGACCCAGACCUUCAGUCCCUACGCUUCGACUUCAUCCCGCCACAGGCCACGCACUUCGUAAGCUCAAUCCAGUAUGGCGCUGCUUGCUCGGCAACCUUUAUACAAAAUGCAGAGAGCGAGAAUGAGAAGGAGGUGAUUCAAGGCUCGCUACGUGGCGAGAUGAAAACGGCGAUGAUCCGGCUCGAGGCUGAAGUCAACUUGGACCUUCAGGACCAAUCGGAUUUCAGCAACAAAACAACUACGGUCGAGGUCUUUGGUGAUGUGAUUCCCCGUGGCAGUGCGCCCAGUGUGGAACCGGCAGCUACCGAGGCUCCAGUGGAAAGCCGCCGGCUAAGUGCUCAACGUAGGCUGGCAAAGCGAAAGUCAGGACGACGCCUGAGCGAGAAUGCUCCUACCACAUGUUGGGACAGGCCCAAUUGGAAGGAUGGAAGGAGUGGCCAGACGUGCGAGGACUACCGGCAGAAUUACUGCGACGGCCAACGCUACAAGCCAAGUCUGAAUGCAAACCGUAGCUCUGGAGACGUCAACUCCCCGGAUCUUUACUGCUGCGGCUGCGGGCGAUGCUCAGACGAGGAUCACUGGACUGAUCCUCACGGCAAGGACUGUGAUUACUACCGGCCGAACUUUUGCCAGAGUGGCUUUUACGAUGGCUCUACGUCUGCAGCUCGCGUCAAUCGUCCAGACUUGAACUGCUGCGGCUGCGGCAGGUGUACAGACACAGUAGGGUGGAAUGCUGGAGUUGUUUGGGAACAAGCAAUGGGUUCGGGUGAAUAUUUUAAGAUUAUUUAUGAUUGUGCUUGGAUGGUCGCCAACGGAGUUUGUCAAAAUACGACGUACCGUCCUAACGAUCCCAAACGGGAAGAGAAAGCCGCAGCGGACAACUUUCCAGACCUGCACUGUUGCGCUUGUGGCAAGUCCGAUACAUACGUCCAUGCAGUGCACUUGACACCAACCAGCACAACGACAACCACCACAACGACGCCCGUGGCGACUACCACGACGACCACGACGACCACCACUGCACUCUAUGCGUUGGGUGACGACCCAUUGCUUGAUGAGGAUGCGGGUCGACGCCGGCGGAGUGUCACAAUUCAGAAACCGUCACGGGUGCCCACAGACCCGCAGAGUGCGUUGGACUACCUUUCCAAGGUGCAUGUGGCGGCUCUGGAGGACGGGGGCGUCCCCAUGCGAAUCACUCUCACGCCGGUGAAGUGGCUGGUCAGUGGCCAUGAGGCUGUCGCAAAAAGACUGACAGCGGAGAUCAUCAACAAGGCAAUCGACAUUAUGGAAGACUCCGAUGAAGGUGUCCGAAUUAUCAAUGACUUGGCCGCCAGGACCAACCUGGGAUUUCAGUCUUGGACCUGGGAGGUUGAGCUCUUCAACCGUAGGCAGCAGGAGUACCAGCGGGAGUACAAGGCAACUCUUGCAAAAGCCUUGUUGGAGUACAGGACCUUGAACAAGCUUGAGGAGGUGGAGAGCAUCCUUGCCAGUCAUUCCUCGAGCAACUUCACGCUUGACUUGAUCCGAAAGUACCGUGAGGAGCAGUCUGAUGCCUUGCUCUCGCUCGCCAGCUUGGUGCUUCCUUUACAGGAUGAUGGUGGGGCCACACUGGCAACGCAGUUCGCACACUACGUCGGUCCGACGCUCUCCCUGAACUACGACGCGGUGGUGGCGCUGAUUGUGGCGGGCAUGAGCCCCGCAAGUAGCCGCGACACCAUUGUGAACGUGAGGCGUUUCCUGGCUUUUGGCAGGAAAAUGGGUCCAGUACCUCAUUGCUUGAAGGCAGCUCGCACGGGGUCAGGCUCCAGACAGCAGGAGUGUGUCGAAAACUACAAGUUGGUUGUCAUUCACUUCGAUUCCUACUGCUCCCAGUUUUGUCCAAAGGCUUUUUGCACUCCAACGACGUACAAGUGCUCAAAUGCAGCCGCUUCCGAAGCGCUGGACUUCUUGGCCGACAGAGAAGCCUGGUGCCGAAACCCAUGCACGCGGGUGGUGGCGCACUACAAGCAGGGUCCGGCCAUGAGUGCCGAGCGGCUCUUGCCCCAGAUCCCUUCGGCACCAGCAAUCCUUGAGGCUUCGGCGGGCGAGCAAGAGCAGGAUCCCUUGAAUCAGCGGGUGCAGAUCCGAGUUGGCGGCUUGAGUGCCGGGAUCAUCUCCUUACGCUUCCGCAUCAUCCAUGAGGAGUUUGACGUGGAGUCGAACCAGUGGAUCAAGUUCCACCGCGUCUUUGAGACAGCCGUGUCCGAGGACAUCAUCACGGUGGGGCAGCUAGUUGCUGGGAGAUAUUAUACCUUCCAAGUUGCGGCCGUGAACGAGGUCGACGAAGGUCCAUACAGUGCGAUCUUCCCAGACACUCCAAUGGGAUUGCUUGUUGGUCGUCGCACCGUCACGAUUGAACCGUUUAGUGCUAUCCACCAAUCCAGUGGCGAGAAUCGGGUGGAUUCGUGCACGGCAGCAGAGGCCGCAGGCAUCAGCUUGACCAACACCGCCCCAAACUGGCUGGCCUGGCACGUGCGGCUCACCAUCAGCGAGCUUCCCAGGAACCAGGAAAAUGCGGCCAGCGUCGAGUUCUCAGAUGGCAACGGGACUUCCUUCAACUGCUUGAACUUCGAGCUCGACCCAGACAGCCGGCACUCUGCGAGUUGCCGCAUUCCCUGCCACGAGUCGAACAUCUCCAGGCCGCUGGCAGUCACCGUCUGGGACUCCAAUCUCCUCACCAAGAUUGCGGAGGGCCAACUACAGCACGAGGCGCCGUCGCCGGAUUCCUGCGGGACUUUCACGCCAGAGAAAUACCUCUUCUGUGACGUGCCAGAUGUCCGGCAACGGCGGUGCAUGGUUGCCACAUCCACCAACGCCUCGGCAUGUGACACAUGCUUGGAUGCCGCCACCCCGAAAACCUUCAGAGUGGCUCCCAACCACUGCACUGGUUUUCAAUGCCAGCCUAAUGAGCUGUGGUGCCCGUUGCCGGAAAUCGGCUGUUUCGGCACUACUGGUACAUCCUGCAGUACCUGCUACUCUGGAAGCUUGGAGUUGGCAGUGGAGGGCGGCAUUUUGUGUGCGCUGCCUUGCGAGGUCUCAGUAGACGUCCCGAAUCUCAUCGUCGAGACAGGAGCGCUCACGGUUACUCCUGGCAGCAGCAUCAAUGUGUUGUGCGAUGUCGGCACCGCACCUGAGUGGGACGAAUCCUCGGGUGGCCCUCGAACCUCCCAGCUCAACUUCACGUGUCCACGUGGCAACACGCAGCUCGACCACAGAAUCAGCGAGCUCUCCAGUUAUCCUGCUUGCAGGCCGACGUGUGCCGCAGGCACGGUUCAAGACGAUGACUUCAACACAUACUCGCAUGGCGACAUGCUGCACAAGCAGGCGAUGAAUCUCACCUGCGACACAUCACGCUACGAGUCCGGCAUGGUGUGGCUGCAAUGCAUGGAUGGCGCGGUUCAGAUCGCAUCAUCAACUUGCCAGGUGACCUUCAGCGCCAGGACGGUGGAGCACGCAAGCCUUGCACGUCCUUCCAUUGCUCGCCAGUUCAACUUCUUUAAGGGAGUUGUCAACGGAGCAAAGACGCACUUCUAUGCCACCACUUAUGAGAAUACUUUUUCAAUUCUCGCUUUGGGUUCAAGCUUCGGAGCCACCGAAGUCUCCGGACAGUACUUGUCUGAAGACGUGAACCCCGAUUCGAGUGCCGGAUACGCCGACUACGGCUACUUCUUUGCGGCGAAUCCAGCAGCCGGGUAUAGAUUUGAUCUCAGCGACAGCCCGAGCUCGACCCGCGUAUUGCUCAGUGAAGUGGAGAGCGCAUUCCUCGACGACAACUUCAACGACGGGCACAAGUUCGGGCGAGCCUUCGUUGGCAGCACCUACCUUUACGUCGAAGCCAAAGGGAAAGAUGCCCAGAAUGCACCGAAGCGCUUCUUGGCUCGGAUGUCCUUGAACCCCUUCGCCUACGUGGACAAGAUGGACAUGAGUGACUGGAAUGGUGCCUUUAGCUCGACUUCCGCCGACGACAUGGUGGGCGGCUUCGAGUACCUGAGCAAAGUCUACGUGUGCCACGACCACGGCGGGAUGUGGAAGUUUGACAGGGACACCUUUGCCAACGCAACAGAGGUGGCGGCAGUCAGGGCAUUGUUAUAUACAGAUACAACAAGUGCGUACAAUCCGCCUAACGAUUUCAAUCCCAGUUACGGCGAACGGAUGGGCUGCUUCCGCUCAGGGGACCGUGCUUUCCUGUACUCAAGAGUUGAGCAACAGCUUCUGAUGCUAAAUCUCGCUUCAGACCCCGAGCAAGUCGUUAACGUUCCGAUUAUGACAACUCCUGGUUGGAUCGACUCCAUCAAGAAGAUCCAGGACGGCAUCGCCAGCCCGAUCGAUCACUUUGUCUACUUCUUCGCCAACUAUGGAAUUUACCGCUUUGACCCGGAGACGCUGUCGGGGUCUUGGCUAGAAGUCAGUGCUUGGUCUGGUAAGGCCGGUCAAGAACUUCAGGGCUUCACCGAUGGUGCCUACAUCUAUGUCUAUCACCGAUUUGCAGAAGUCGGGGAGGUGGCAAGGGUGCCUAUCGCAGCCGUGUAA
Molecule: messenger RNA, 4743 nt
Organism: Symbiodinium natans
Lineage: Eukaryota; Dinophyceae; Suessiales; Symbiodiniaceae
Source: the annotation of a GenBank genome assembly